Messenger RNA from Physcomitrium patens, 105 nucleotides. The record is from the annotation of a RefSeq genome assembly. NCBI's taxonomy places the organism in Eukaryota, Viridiplantae, Streptophyta, Bryopsida, Funariales, Funariaceae.
AUGGAAGUAAAUAUUCUUGCAUUUAUUGCUACUGCAUUGUUCAUUUUAAUCCCCACAGCUUUUUUGCUAAUUCUUUAUGUACAAACAGCUAGUCAGGGUAGUUAA